AUGGCACCAACAAAAACAAUCAAUGUUAACUUGGCAAGGACAAAUCAAGUCGUUGACGUUGUAAGGCAACUACCAAAUGACCCGACCUAUAAACCCGAAGACGUCGUACACGUAUCUCUUUCAAUGUCACCAAAGGCCAAAAUUGAAAUUGCUUCCAUCGUAGGAAUAAUCCAAUAUUGUUGCGAUGUUGUCAUAUCGAAAGUUGUUCACGACGUUGUAUUCGACUUUUCGCGCAUUAUACUUCCCUUCACUUGGCCAAAUAAGACCAUACGCGAUAUUCUCUUUUCGAAACCCAAUGAUCCAGUUGCGAUUGAAUUGGUUAGCAAGGACUGUCGUUUAACAGUUUUCAAAAAGAAUGACCAUAAACGUAGAGACGACUGGUAUGACCACGUCAAGAACUGGAGGAAGGAUUUGCCACAGCGUUUCCAUUUAAUGUUGAACGAAUUGGUCGAGAACGUGUCAGCUCAUGCUCAACUUGAAGAAUCGAGGUUCGUCUUUACGGUUGGUUUGUUGUUUAGCGCAAAAAAGCAGCUCUUAUAUAGCAUCGCUGAUUGUGGCGUUGGUCUUAAAGGAUCACUUAAACAAGCGAUCGUAUCCGAAGCGAAACAAGUUUCCACUCGUGCCUGCGCAUUAAAUUUGACUCGCCCUCAAUUCACUUCAAAAGGUAUCGAACGAGGUCAUCAAGGCGUUGGACUUUUCAUCACUUCAGAAUUAUCACAAAUGAACAAAGGUUAUCUCGAAAUUCUCUCUGGAACUCAAGAAUACGAACAAACUGAUAAUACAGUCGUACGUAUUCGUGGCGUUGCCGAAUGGAGAGGUACAAUGGUUCACGGGGCAAUCAACCUCGAUAAAGAAUUUAAUUACCGUCAAGCGAUGAGAUUAUUUGCCGAUCCUUCCAAGCUUUGCAAAGACCGUUUCCUGGUCGCCAAUCUUCAUUUGAACGUUUAUGGUCAACGAUCCUUAAGAACAAGGGAACUUUGUGAGGAAAUCAUCCACGAUCUCGAACUUGCUGUUGAACGUUCACCAAAAAUCAUUUUGGAUUUCACUGAUAUUGAUGAAAUCAGUCAAGCAUUCCGAGGCUUCUUACGACAAUUUGUCGUCAAUAACUCUAAAGUAAAAAUCAUGAUCAUGGUACCUCCGACAGCAGAUGAAGAUUUGAAAGAAGAUUUGCAAGAGUUGGUCGAACUUGCCUCUCAAAAUUUAAUUGAAGAAUAA
Molecule: messenger RNA, 1215 nt
Organism: Funneliformis geosporum
Lineage: Eukaryota; Fungi; Glomeromycota; Glomeromycetes; Glomerales; Glomeraceae
Source: the annotation of a GenBank genome assembly